UUUCUUGUCUGUUGGCAUAGGAAGUUGGAGUAGAAUCGUUUGUCUACAUUAAGUUUUUACAGUGUUUUGGCGUUAUUUUACGGCCAUGUGUGGUUUUAUUUAUACAUUGAACAAAAUUCCUAGUGAUGCUAUCCACUUCUGUAAAUAAUAAAGUUAAAAAUCCAAAGGGAUCGGAGAGUUCCGACGGUUUAGAUAGAAAUGAAAUCGGUCAAGAAAACACAACGGAUGAUAAGGUCAGAGGUUAUGUUGGUUCGUACGAUUCUCCGUCUUUUGGCGGACCGCACAGAGAUGGUAGAUUUCGGAGCCGAGGGCGUAUCACUGAAUUUAGACAUUCACGAGGGAGCGGGCGAGGUUCCGGUCGGGGCCGCGGUGACUUCCCGCCAAGGUCUGAACAUGCUCACGAUGAGAAUUCCUGUAAAUAUCACGAACCGUUAGGACCAUCGAAUAAUGACGCCUGGUCCCAAGGAAAUAGUAAUAAAUUUUAUGAUAGAUCAGAGCUUGUCGUCAAUCUACCUGAAGAUCCACGUAUAUCAAAGCUUUUGCGUCGCUUGUGUGCAGAAGUCGAUGUUGAAAAGUCUUUGGUUAUAUGUAGUAAACUGCAGGAUGCGGUCAUGCUUCCCGAAAAUGCAAGAUAUAUACGAAGAUCUUAUGAUAUCCUAGUGGAAUCAUUGUUGGAUGUUCUGUUUGAUGCUCCAAGUCCGGAGACAAAGGAGAAGGCUGCAGUUGUUUUGGGAAGGAUCGGUUAUGUUAUGGGACAUGAUUUUAAGAAACAUCUGGAUUGGAUUUUGGUGACAUUCUCUGAGCACAACACAUCUAUUAAACAUUAUUUGACUCUCUCGUUUGUUGAAACAUUUCAGCUAGAUUUUCAAACACCUAAUCUAUCUGAUUUUGCAGAAAUGACUCUAGAUCGCUUGCAGGAGAUCAUAGAAGGUACCGACUCUGCUGAUGUGUUUAUGGCUGCAAUCAAUGCCAUGAUUGUUAUGUCAAAUUUAUAUCCUGAACAUUUUGCAAAUCAUUUUGUAGACACAGUAGACAUUCUUGUCGGGUGGCAUGUUGACAAUGCACAGCCUAAAAAAAUUAAGGAAUUUGCCCUUCAGUCUUUAUUCAAACUGAGCCGCCAUUGGCAAGCAGAUGUUGGAUUUUCGGUAAAUCUUCUAAACCAAUUUAUAGAAGAUAUGGUGGCCUACACAAAUGAACUUGAGUCCAAUAACCAUGAGUCUGAAUCUGAUUCUCAUGAAGACUGUAUGCAGAAAAUAGCAUCAUUUCUGAAUGUGUUCAACACUGUUGUGAAAAGCUUGGGCACCCUGCUUAGUCCUACAGUUUCUCAAACUGUCUCUUGGUCAUUCCUCACCGAAGCUAUGACAAAAAUUAUUCAAGUAUUGACUGAAGUGCUAAGUGAUGAUGUUGAGCCAGAUUUAAUAAUGGCAGGUAAUGAAAGUAUAACAUUGCUCCUGAAAUAUUUGCAGACAAAAGCAACUUCUUGCUCAUCAGCACUAUUUUCACUAAUAACCGUGGAGUUGACAAAAUAUCUAUUGAUUGACACAGAUGUCUGCCUCAGCAUUAUAAGUCUUAUUUCUAUAACUAUUAAAGAGAUAGCAGCAAAUCUACCACUAGAGUUCAUCACGCAAAUUAUUGGCCCUCAGUCUUUACUUCGGCCCUUGAGGUUUACGGAUAACAGCAAAAUCCUCACAAAUGUUAUGUUGGUGUACAGUAAUUUCUUAAAUUUGAAAAAUAUCCCCUUAUUACAAGAAACAUAUAAAUUCGUCUUGAUGGAUAUACAAAAUGCCUUCUCUGUUAUUAUACCUGGCAUAAUGAUUAUCCAGGUUGAAUACAUAGAAGAACUUUCCACGGAAGAUGCCGAAAAAAACAUAUUGUUCUAUUUACAAUGUCUGUCUGACCUAGCAAAUGCAAGCAACUCCAUCAUUGGUAUGUGGGCAUUGAAACCAAGCAUUCUAGAACUUUUGGCAAUCAAGAUGUGUCCCCAUGAUGAAAAUUUCAUAAAGCAAAAGCCUGCUUUGCAAUAUGCUAUAUUAUAUUUACUUUAUUCUCAUUGCAAAAAGAAUAAUCAUUUUAUCGCGUCAAGUGACUUGGUCACUAAUACUCAACAGAGAGCAAGUGAUAUUUAUGGUCUAUCAAAUCUAAAUAUUGGAGAUGUUUCAAGUGUGAGUCCAACCUCAGGCCAUUUAGCUGUUAUAUUGAACACAUUGAGCAUUGUUCUGGAAGAAGAUGUACCACAAGAAACAUUGUUAUUGGUAUUAACUUGGAUAUCAGAUAUUUUCUGUCAGCUUGAUAAAUAUUUGCCAAUUGUAAGCUUGUCAAAAGGUUUCUUGGUUUUAACAACAAACAUGCUAAUGCAUGCCCACAAUUUCAAUGAAAAUGUUACUCUCAUUGUAUUGCAGAACUCUCAGCAAUUACUAAAAAAUAAAGGUUUGGUGUGGAAUGCUAUGUUGCUGAAGAAAAUGGCUGUAAUAUGCAUGUUACAUAUAGAUAGUCUGAAUAAAUCAGUGUCAAGUGUGUGCAAAGAGGUGCUCUUUCAACUCCCUUGGGAUAUUGUCCAACAAGAACUUGACAGGCAAAUGGUCAAAGUUUUUACAUCUAGAAAGGUCAGCCUGACAGUGCUCAAUAGUGACACAAAGCUCAAUGCUUUAAAAGAGUAUCUGAUGAGAGGAUCAUUUACAACAUUAUCUAACAUUCAUUUCAAAUCCAUAAUGAAUUGUUUAUUACAGUUAUCAAUCACUGACAAAAACUUGUUGAUCAAUGCCUUUUUAGUGUCAUGGCCAAUACAAGGACAAGACUUAGAUGAGAAAAAUUUACUUUUCUUUCGCGAAUGUGCAACAUGUUUCUCUUCAAUUUGUGUGAGCUGGGCACUUUCUGAAUUGGCACAAACUUGUAUCACACUGAAAUUGAGAACUGCUUUGGGAAAACCACAGGAUACUUUUACGAAGAUUGAAGGUGCUUUAAAAGCAAUAGCCAGAGACAUAUCUUCAACUGAAACUAAGUAUGUAGCUGAUGAUGAACAUAAGUUGCUCGACGUUGUAGUUGCCGAGCAGGUCCGAACACAUUGGUUUAUUGAGUUUAUGACGUUCUUGGAAAAAUACAUUUAUAAUGCAGCUGAAGGCACUGCCACAGUCCUGCCCGUUGUCGGAAAACCUGUAAGAACAUUUUUUCAUACUAACUGGCCAACCUGUCGUGAAUGGCAAAACAGAGUACGUCCUGCCACAUUAGCUGUUAGCUUACAUUCAGGCCAUUUCGGCGCUGUUAUUUAUCACGCAUCUCUCAUCCUCCAAGCUGCACUUUCCAAUACGAACAUCGAUAUUGAAGCUAUAGCAAUUAGUAUUGCGCGUGCAAUCAUUAAAAUUCAAGAGCCAGAAGUUUUACAUGGUUUAUACAUAUGGCUGAAACAAAAUUUCAACAAGAAACUACCCUGGUUAAAGGGGGCAGCUGAACAAGCCAAUUCCCGCUAUGAAGCAGCAAUCGAAUUUUACAAGAAGCUAAUUGCCGAAAGAGGUAACACUGACACUGAUUCUAACACAGUUCUCCUAGAUGCAAAAGGAACUAAAUUUGUUGAAGAGCAAAUGAUAGAUUCUUUUAAAAACAUACAAAGUUGGCAAGAAAUACAAACAUUAACGAUUUAUAGCGAUGAAAAUAAAUCAGAUUCCUAUUGGGAGUGCUCCUCUGCGUUAAGCAUGUUUGAAGAUGGCGAAGAAAUCACUGAUCAAUUGUCCGACUGGGAUAUUUUGCGACCGGAAAGUACAGAAUUGCCAAAAAAUACUUGCUCUUAUCAAGGCCUAUUAAACAAGAUCGAAUCCACUUUAUUGUACACGGCAAUAAAUUAUUAUUAUAAUGAUUACGAUGAUACAUUCGAUGACAUCCUUCUAAAUUGUAAGACGUUGCUCAAUGCAAGCGCAGAAGAAUUUGCUAGGACGAACGCUGUACACCUUUUAAAAGAAAUUGCUGUACUGCAACUAGCGAAUCAUGGAUUGACAAGUGUGAUAAAGAACGGAAAAGCAAUAUUAAAUCCAUUUAAACCGUCUGUUGUUAAAGAUCAUAAAUAUGGUACGCAGUUGAAGAAUUUGAGCAGGAUUUUGUGGUGGAAUCAAUACUUCACGAAAUUAAAUAUGACCGAGGAAAAUAUAUUUUAUACAGAGUGUCUAAGACUCGAUGUCAUAAAGAGUGCAAGAAAAAAUGCUAACUUGCUCAUGGCUAAAAGAGAACUCCUCAAACAUUUCAAACAAAACGCUGCAUUUCAAAUGUGUGUACAUAAUGUCGAUACUCUGGAUGACAUAAGCGAGUUACUUUUGAUGUCCAGUAAUACAUAUGAUUUAGACAUUUGGACAUUGAAUAACGCAACUGCUUUGGCGGAACUUUGCAAAGUUACAUAUGCAAAAGAAGAUACACGAGUACGCGCUAUCAAUUUGUGUGCGAAUAUUGCCCUUGGCUUUUCGCAGCGACUUGCUAUGGGCGAACAAAGCUACGAACUAAGAGAAAAAGGAACGAGACUACUGUUAACGCUUUCAAAAUGGGUACAAAGCGAAAACGACGAAGUAAUAGAUAAUGAUUCACCUUUAAUGAAACUAGUAUCAGCUUUACCUGAAAUCGGCCUUGUGGAUAAUAAUAUUUCUGAAAAUGUUAUUCCGCUUUCGGACUCUGCUGUGGGCAAAUUGUUGCAGUUUGGCGUUAAUCAAUGCCCGGGUCUUGCGAAAGCUUGGGCGAGUUUUGCCUCAUGGUGUUUUAGAUGGGGACGUAAGAUGGUGGAAUUCAGCUCCAAAACGAGGGAGCAGCUCACUGAUAACGAUAAAAUUCAAAUAGAGGGAGUUAUGAUCGGAUGCUCUCCGCAGGAUUUCGAGGCUGUGUGCGAAAUUUUAUCGAAAACAAAAGCAACUUGCGACGAUGAAGACAUCGACUGGAAUGAAAUAAAUACUUCAGAAAUGAUCGAGAAUCACUUACGAACUGUACCCUCGUUAAACAACGCUUUCCCAGAACAUUUGGCGUUGCUCGUCGAUAUAUGGCGUCAGGCGCAAAAAAGAGUAUUUUCAUACUUUGAACUCUCUGCUGAUGCUUAUUUUAAAUUUUUACAACUUAUCUGUGCAUCAGAUUACAUCAAUCACAGCGGUGAAAACUCAGUAGUAAACGCUACAUUGCGAUUGUUAAGAUUAAUUGUUAAACAUGCUAUGGAGUUACAAACAGUUCUCGAGUCCGGAUUGGCGAAUACUCCCACACAACCUUGGAAGGUGAUUAUUCCUCAACUAUUUUCUAGGCUUAACCAUCCUGAAACGUACGUGAGAAAAUGUGUUUCCGAUUUACUAUGCCGGUUGGCAGAAGAUACUCCUCAUUUAAUUACAUUCCCGGCCGUCGUGGGCGCAGUUGAAAACGAACAGAACAGUUUGACGGAAUUAAGUGUACCCCGGUCACUUUUAUCUAACGAAGAUGUUGAAAGCGAUGAAGAUAAUCUCGACUUGGAAGACAAUGGAAGUGACAAAACAACAAAUAAUGAAUUAAAUUCUUGUUUCCUCGACAUGGUGGAAACAUUAGCCAAACAAGCGCCGAAGACUAUUCUACAAGUAAAAUUGUUAGUGAAGGAAUUGCAAAGGAUAAAUCUACUGUGGGAUGAAUUGUGUCUCGGGACAUUAGUCCAGCAUCAUUCUGAAUUUAACAAGCGAUUGACUCAAUUGGAAGCCGAAAUUGCCAGAGUUAAAAAUAACGUUAAUUUAUCUGCGGAGGAGAAAGAAAAGUUGAUCAAAGAGAAACAUCGAAUUAUUUUCGAACCUAUCGUAUUUGUUUUAGAACAGCUGAACCAAGUUACAUCGGCUAAACCCGAAACACCCCAUGAGAUAGCAUUCCAAGCUAAAUUUCAAAGCCUUAUAACGGAUGUUAUUGAUAAAAUGAAAAAUCCACCGAAUCCCGAUAAACCGCAAGAAUCAUGGGCGCCUUUAAAGCAGUUACAGAUAAAAUUGCAACAAAAAGUCAACAAGCGCACAUCGUAUAUUUUAAAAAUGUCCGAUAUUAGUCCCGUUUUGGCUGAUAUGAAAAAUACUGUCAUUACAAUGCCAGGCUUGCAUACAAAUCAAAGAACCGUUAGGGUAACGAUAAAAUCCGUGGAAAACAAUGUCGCUAUCUUACCUACGAAAACCAGACCUAAGAAAUUAAUCUUUUACGGAUCGGACGGUAAAGCGCACACGUAUCUCUUCAAGGGGCUAGAAGAUUUGCAUUUGGACGAAAGAAUUAUGCAAUUGUUAUCGAUAACGAAUACUAUGCUGGCGCGCGACUCCGAGAACAACGACAAUCAGACAUAUAGAGCCCGUCACUACUCCGUCAUACCUCUAGGGCCGCGGUCCGGCUUGAUCAGCUGGGUGGACAACGUCACGCCGCUCUUUGCACUGUACAAGCGGUGGCAAAACAGAGAAGCGGCGAUCAUUUCCGCCAAAACCAACAAGACUGUGAACGUUUUACGUCCGUCGGAACUGUUCUACAACAAAUUGAACCCUCUGCUUAAAGAGGCGGGCAUAUCGACUGAGAGCAGGAAGGAGUGGCCCGUGUCAAUCUUGAAGCAAGUGCUGCAGGAGCUGACAGAGGAGACGCCGCGCGACCUGCUGCGCCGCGAGCUGUGGUGCGCCAGCGUCACACCCGACCACUGGUGGCAGACAACGCGCCGCUACAGCUACUCGCUAGCCGUGAUGAGCAUCAUAGGCUACGUGAUCGGGCUCGGCGACAGACAUCUGGACAACGUACUUGUGGACCUAACGUCCGGCGAGGUGGUGCACAUCGACUACAACGUGUGCUUCGAGAAGGGCAAGACGCUGCGUGUGCCGGAGAAGGUGCCGUUCCGCAUGACACCCAACCUGGUGGCGGCGCUCGGGGUGACCGGCGUGGAGGGUAUAUUCCGUUUGGCAUGCGAGCACGUCCUGCGCAGCGUGCGACGCGGCCGGGAGACUCUGCUGACGCUGCUGGAGGCAUUCGUGUACGACCCGCUGGUGGAGUGGGGCGGCGGGCGGCGUCGCGGGGCGCGCCACGUCCGCGCCGCGCGCGCCAUGCUCGCCGUCAGGGUGCGCGAGAUGGAGCACUCCAUCGAUGACGUCACAGAACAGCUCAUGUCGAUAUUACCCGAGGUGCAACAAGCCGUGGAGAAGUGGGCCGCAGAGAAGGAGGAGCUGCUGUCGAUAGAGACAAAGCUGCAAGACUGCCACCAGCAGAUGGCGUUGAUUAAAGAGAUCGAAGCGUACGGGCCCAACCUCAGCAGCCACCCGCUCUAUGCUAUAUCGCAGAAGUACUCAUCGUACAAGCAAGCCAAGAAUGCCGUCGAGGAUUCCAUGAAGGCGCUCAUAAAGAUAUUAAAAGAUUUCGACACUCAAAUAGAGAAUUUCGCUACAACUAAUGAAGUGCUGAAUGGACCCCAGCUGAUGACGUGGGUUCAAGAGUUUUCAGGUACCAGCGAGGACGACGAGAGCUCGAUUUUUGAGCACAUAAAGGAAUUUAUGACGAACGCCGGGCAGAGCUCGAUGAUAUCCCAGUGCGAGCAAGCGGAGGCGGAGCUGAACCAGAGCAUGCAGCAGAUGAGCGCGCUGGUGCGCGGCUGCCUCGAGCUGCUGUCCCAGUACGUCGCCAUCUCCCAGUACUACCCCCAGAGCCGCACCGAGUACCACCGCAUCGUGAUGUUCCGCAAGUACCUGGCCGCCGCCCUCGACACCGACCUGCCCGAGGUCUGCCGCGAGGUCUCCAACCAGCUCGCCGCGCUCAUCGCCGCCGACACCGGCGCCGGCGACCCGCAACAGAUCGCCGCCUACAACUAUCGUCUGCAGCAAAUCAACGCAGACGCAAACGCACAACUUAACAAAUGCUUGGAGAGGUUGCAGCUGGAGGGCGGACCGGACGCCGUCGCGCUGGCGCAGGAGGCAUACGCGCAGGCCAAGACGAACAUAACGACCUGGGUGAGGGCCGGAGAGGGGAACGCGGCCGCCCUCGAGGGCGUAGUGAUCGGCAUGCUCUGCAGCCUGAACAGAAGGUUCUUGAUGCUGGAGACGGGGGCGCAGAGCGCGGGCGACUGCCUCGUCGACCUCACCUCCCGGGAGGGCGAGUGGUUCCUGGACGACAUGAACGCGCUGUCGGUGCAAGCGGUGGAGCUGCUGUCGUUGCUGCCGCUGCAGGCCGCCGCCGCCGAGGACGAGGCCGCGUCCGCGGCCGUCGAAUGCGUCAGGAACGCCAACCUGCUGCUGGCCGACCUGGUGCAACUCAACUACAACUUCAGCACCAUCAUCUUGCCCGAGGCCCUCAAGAAGAUCCACUCCGAGGAGCCCUCGGUGCUCAUCAUGAUCUCCGAAUUGAACGCCGUCAUCAUGAACUCCCCCGUGCCGCUCAACGACCUCCUGGCGCAGUUGGAGAUGCAUUUCAGAUACUUGGUUAUGGACAUGGAGUCUCCGGCGAGCGGCGCGGCGCUGGCUGCGGCGGAGGUGCGCGCGCGGUACGAGGCGCUGCUGUGCGCGCCGCGCGAGGCGGAGGGGCAGGCGGCGGGCGCGGGACGCAUGCUGCUGAUGGGCUUCAACGGCCUCUUCGCGGCCGUGGAGCUGCGCGCGCGCGAGCUGGCCGAUCACCUGGCCGCGCCUACCCCGCCCGCCUGGAGGAAGAUCGACCACGUCAACGAUGCCAUGCAUAUGUCGGCGGCGAUGCAGAGCCCGGCGCUGCGCGCGGUGCUGGAGGACAUCUUCGUGGUGCGGCGCGUGCAGACGGCGGCGGAGGUGCUGGCGGCGUGCGCGCAGCUGGCGGCCGCACACCGCGGCGCCGCCCCGCCCCUCGCGCCGGACGACGCCCAGCUCGCCCGCCCCGUGCGCAGGUACACAGCGGAAUACGUGUCGCGCUGCGUGCUGGGCAUCCACUCGAAGGCGCUGGCGACCGUGCUGUGUCUGCUGCUGCGCCGCGCCCGCCUCGACCUCAGCGCGGAGGUCGAGCAGAAGGAGAUCGGCGCCUCAUGGAGCGUGUCGCUGGAGUCCCUGUGCGAGAAGGUGUCGGUGGGCGGGUGCGGGGGCGGGGCGGCGGAGCGGGGCGCGGUGCUGGCGGGCGCGCUGCAGGCGGCUGCGGCGCGGCUGGAGCGCGCGCACGCCGCGCACCGCCGCCUGCAGGCCGCGCAGGCCGCCGCACGCGAGGCGCGACUGCGCAGCGCCGCGCACAGACAUCUGCACGCCGAGGUGCUGAACGGCAGCGGCGACCCGGGGCCGGCGCUAGCGCGGCGCGCGCGCGAGUUGGCCGCGGCGGGCGAGCGCCUGGCCGCCGCCACCGCGCGCGCACAGUCGCUCGUCGCCUCCGCGCACCAGAGGGUGAAGUGGGGCGCGGGCGCCAACCCGGCGCUGCGGUCGGUGGUGCGGGCGCUGGAGGCGGGGUGGGCGGGCAAGCAGGUGGAGACGGUGUCGCUGCUGGUUCGCGAGAUGGCGAGCGGGGUGAGCGCGGGCGCGGUGGCGGGGCGCGCGCGGUGCGAGGCGGCGCGCGGGGCGGUGCGGGCGGCGGCGGCGCGGCUGGAGAGCGGUGCGGCGGCGCGGGCGCAGCUGGAGCGCGAGCUGCGGGCGCCGCUGCAGGCCGCGCCGGCGGACGCGGACCCGGCGCACGAGCUGUGGGCGCGGUGGCGCGCGGCCGGCGACCUGCUGGCGGCCCUCGCGCAGCCGGACGUGGAGCCCGUCGCCGCGGCCGCCGCCGCCGCCGCGCUGCAGCGGGACCUGCCCGCGCUGCGGGACGCACUCAAACAACUUCCUAACACAUGGACGGAGCAAGGUCGAAAGUUGACGAGGCAGGCUGCGGUCACGACGCCAUCUAAACCCGCUCCCAACUCGAAGCACGGGGGCGGGGCAGGAGGCGGUGCUGGGGGCGGAGGCGGGGGCGGGUCCGGCGAGCAGCGCAACGCGAUGGGCGCGGGCGUGUGGAAGCGCGUGCGGCUGAAGCUGGAGGGGCGCGCGGGAGAGCAGCCGCGGCGCGCGCUCGCCCCGCACGAGCAGGUGGAGCACGUGAUAAAGGAAGCGACGAGCGCAGAGAACCUGUGCAUGAUGUACGAAGGCUGGAUGGCGUGGGUGUGAGCGAGGCGGCGCCCC
This is a messenger RNA of Papilio xuthus (Asian swallowtail), 10067 nucleotides long. It is a transcript of the gene nonC, whose product is annotated as serine/threonine-protein kinase Smg1. NCBI's taxonomy places the organism in Eukaryota, Metazoa, Arthropoda, Insecta, Lepidoptera, Papilionidae. Gene Ontology annotation, cellular component: TORC2 complex; nucleus; cytoplasm. Bases 126 to 10052 code for a protein of 3308 amino acids. Gene Ontology annotation, molecular function: protein serine/threonine kinase activity; protein binding. The record is from RefSeq and is a predicted model, not a curated record. The transcript is spliced from 13 exons. Gene Ontology annotation, biological process: nuclear-transcribed mRNA catabolic process, nonsense-mediated decay; TOR signaling; negative regulation of macroautophagy.